Molecule: messenger RNA, 231 nt
Organism: Parastagonospora nodorum SN15
Lineage: Eukaryota; Fungi; Ascomycota; Dothideomycetes; Pleosporales; Phaeosphaeriaceae
Exons: 2
Coding region: 1-231 (76 amino acids)
Source: RefSeq, a predicted model, not a curated record
AUGGCGGGCGCUUCUAUCCACGCGACGUCGCACAGCAUAUGCGGUCGCAAUUCUGUGGUCAAGCACGGCACCUUCCCAGCACUGUGGCUAAAGCCCUUUGCCGCGUACGACGUGAGAUUGUGGAGAUUCGGAAGCUGUGUAGUCGGCAGCAAGGAAGAAGGAGUAUGCGCGCUCACUCGUCUUAACGGAGAGGUUCACUACUUAGACACCCCACAACAUCUUAGGAUAUAA